Messenger RNA from Lathyrus oleraceus (garden pea), 837 nucleotides. RefSeq lists its product as uncharacterized. Lineage: Eukaryota; Viridiplantae; Streptophyta; Magnoliopsida; Fabales; Fabaceae. The coding region runs from base 1 to 837 and encodes 278 amino acids. The transcript has a single exon. The record is from RefSeq and is a predicted model, not a curated record.
AUGGGUUUUGGAAGAAUAAUAACUCAAAACUACACUUUCAAGAGUCCUAAGCUAGAAGAUCUAAGAGAACUAGGGGAUUUUGUUGCUGAUCCACUAGGUUUCAAGGAUAGAUAUGGGAGACUUCUCUCACUAUUGAAUACCAACAUAAAAAAUGUAAUUCUUGCUACACUAGUCCAGUUCUAUGAUCCAUUGUAUCAUUGCUUCACCUUUCCAGAUUACCAGCUUAUGCCCACACUAGAGGAGUAUUCAUAUUUGCUUGGAUUACCUAUUUCUGAUCAGAUCCCAUUUUCUGGAUUGGAGGAGAUUCCUAAGGAUAGAAUUAUUUCUGAAGCUACUCAUUUGACGAUGUUUAAGAUUAAAGCUCAUAUUACCACCAAGGGAGGUAUUCUUGGGUUGCCAGCUAAGUUUCUGAUGGAUAAAGCUCGUUACUUUGCUAAUAUGAAGAGUAUGGAUGCUUUCGAGGCUAUUCUUGCCUUGCAGAUUUAUGGAUUUUUCCUCUUUCCUAAUGUUGACAACUUUGUUGACAUUAAUGCUAUUAAGAUAUUCUUGAUUGGAAAUCCAGUUCCCACUCUACUUACAGAUACUUACCAUUCCAUUCAUCUUAGAAACUCUUAUAGUGGGGGGAUGAUUAUAUGUUGUGUGCCUUUGCUUUACAAGUGGCUUAUUUCUCACUUGCCUCAGUCUACUGCUUUUUGGGAUCUUAAGGAUGGUCUUUUAUGGUCACAAAAUAUUAUGUCUCUCACACAUUCUGAUAUUGAGUGGUAUAGUCAUGCUUACGAUGAAGUAAGAUCAUCGAUAGUUGUGGAAAGUUUCCUAAUGUGCCUCUUCUCGGUAUAA